Umbelopsis ramanniana AG is the source of this 2029-nucleotide messenger RNA. RefSeq lists its product as uncharacterized. The coding region runs from base 151 to 2016 and encodes 621 amino acids. The transcript is spliced from 5 exons. Gene Ontology annotation, molecular function: protein binding. The record is from RefSeq and is a predicted model, not a curated record. Lineage: Eukaryota; Fungi; Mucoromycota; Umbelopsidomycetes; Umbelopsidales; Umbelopsidaceae.
CACCCUUUAUCCUCUUUUUAUUCUACGAUUCUUCUCUCUUUUCUCUUUGCUACCACGACCUGUUCAAAGGGGAGAUUCAUUACAUUACUUGCUCUCAUUAGCAAAGCUGCGAUCAGUUUGACCUCAUUUUAAACAAGACUCCGCAACCUAAUGUAUAAAUCCGGCUCUCCCAUUCAAACCACUGGUCAAAACUUGGUGGGUCUAUGGCGGCCGUCAUUCACCAGGGUCGAUAACAAGCUGUAUAUUUUUGGUGGAGGUGGUCAGGUCACGACGGAUUUGCACGCUCUUGAUUUAGUCGACAUGCGAUGGUCAACCGUUCAGACAAAAGGCACUCCACCCAAGAAGCGCUAUGGUCAUACUGCUGUGUUAUGGCGACACUAUAUCAUCAUAUUUGGCGGCUGCAAAGAAACCCAAGACUACUGCAACGAUGUCCACGUAUUUGACGUUCAAAAAAAUACCUGGAUAUCACCAGAAAUAAGAGGCGACCUUCCAGCUGCUCGCUACCUUCAUUCUGCUGCCGUAUAUAACAACAAGAUGUUUGUUUAUGGUGGAUUUGCUAAAAAUCCCGAAUGCACGUAUGUUUUGGACGAAUUGAGUAUAUUGGACCUGGAAACUUUUACGUGGUCAAAUCGACAUGCUAUACCACCUCGUUACAAUCACUCUUGCACUCUCAUAGGGCACAAAAUGUACAUUUUUGGUGGAAAAGACGAACAUGGCAACACCGUGUCGGACUUAUUUACCAUCAACCUGAAUACUCCGUCUUACACCCCGCAUCAUGUAUUAGGCCCUCAUUCACUUUCCGGCAAUUCCAUGGUACUCCUCAAAAGUCAACAUUUCUGUGAAGCUCUUUGCGGGAAAUUGCUAGUGUUUGGUCGAUAUUUGACAGGAGAGACGACAAACAAUGGAAAUGGAUCGAGUUGUAACGCAAAGUCAGUUUAUGGAUUGUGGAUGCUAGACUUGGACACCCUAGAAUGGUCCAAACAAGAAUGCAAUGCCUACUUUGAUGUUGGUGGAUGGAACUACUUUACAGUCAUUGAUGAACCAGUGGGCGGAUACCAGUCACCGUCAGCCAUGCUAAUGGAUAGCGACGACGAUCAAUCGCAAGCGGCUACCAAGAAUUUGUUGUUCUUGGGGAACACCGAUCCCUUCAGACCCCAGGGGUACGAUCACUUUAGGGAUGCUCUCAUGAUUAACAGCGAAUGCUUGGGAUUAUACGACAUUCCACCACCACAGUAUUCCUUGGAGUUUGCUCAACUAUUAAAUGACCCAGAACUUUCCGACUUUGUCAUUGAACCUGCUGAUGGUCCAGAAAUUCAUGUACAUCAAGUGAUAUUGAUGGCCCGAUGGCCACAUUUCCGCAACAUUCACAAAUCAGGCAUGAUUGAAGCAACUCAGCGUCAUUUACAAAUACCAGAACCGCAUGCGGUUGUUCUCGCCUUGUUGCGAUACUUCUACAGCGAUUGCUUGGAUGAUGCUGAACCAUGGGAAAUUGUAGCUGACGUACUCGUUCUGGCAAACAUGUACAUAUUAACUAGACUGAAGAAAAUUUGCUGCGAACGCCUGUACCGUCGACAUUUGACCGUCGAGACAUGUGGCCAUAUCUUUGAACGAGCGAUCUUUGCCCAAGAACCUGGACUGAAAGCCCUGGUGUUGGAAUUUAUGUUUGCCAACUAUGGAGCAGUCCUCAAGAGCAAUGUUCUUGUCUCUAUGAGCCCUCAAGCCAAGGAUGAAUUUCUGGAAGCCGUGCCACAAGAGGCUGUUCUUGAAGUCAGCAAAGGUCGAGCUGCUGCCACUAUCCUUGCCGCGUCUACCGUAGUCACCAAUCCAAGUCAGACCUCUUCACCUGCUUCUUCAGCUGAUAGCGCAGCUGCUGCCUCCAAUCCUUCGUCCAAUACUACAGUAUCCAGUGGAGGCUUUGUCUCCCUGUCAAGAAGUGUCACCGCAGGCAGCCUCUCCAUAAGCAGUGGAGGAGGAAUGGAUUUGAGUGGCAUGAAUGGAAUGAGCGUCGGCGUAUAGGGGGUUUUCUUUG